Malaya genurostris is the source of this 2246-nucleotide messenger RNA. It is a transcript of the gene Gen, whose product is annotated as flap endonuclease GEN. Lineage: Eukaryota; Metazoa; Arthropoda; Insecta; Diptera; Culicidae. The coding region runs from base 81 to 2246 and encodes 721 amino acids. The transcript is spliced from 4 exons. The record is from RefSeq and is a predicted model, not a curated record. Gene Ontology annotation, molecular function: 5'-flap endonuclease activity; four-way junction DNA binding.
UUUAUUCGUAGAUGAUAUUUUCUUGUAUGAGGCUAACUUCAGUCCCUUAAAAGAUAAAGAUACCGAAACAUUAAAAAAAAAUGGGUAUAAAAAAUCUAUGGAACUUGCUAACGCCUUACUGUGAGAAGAAACCCUUGUUUGAGUUGAACAAAAAAGUGAUUGCUAUUGAUCUUUCAGGAUGGGUAUGUGAAAGUCUUAAUGUAGUGGACUAUUUUGUCCACCCUCGUUUUUACUUAAGAAAUUUGUUUUUUCGUACAUGCUACCUACUUCAAACUGGAAUCAUUCCAGUAUUCGUUCUAGAAGGCACUGCACCACCACUCAAAUACGGAGUAAUCAUCAAACGAAAUCAACAACAAUUUCGCGGAGCGCGUCCAAAAAGAACAGUUAAUGAUGAUGGACGAAAACACGAAAAAGCUAGUGUCCCGAGAGAACAAAAACGUGAUCGUUUUCAUCAUGUUUUGAAACAAUGUGAGGAAUUACUCAAUUCAUUAGGACUGGUUUGUGUUCAGGCUCCUGGUGAGGCAGAAGCCCUUUGUGCUUACCUCAAUCGCGACAACCUAGUAUAUGGAAUUGUGAGUCAGGAUUCCGAUUGCUUUGCUUAUGGAGCCAUUAGAGUGUUCCGUAAUUUUUGUGCCUCUCAAAAUGGAGGCUCGGUCGAAGUGUAUGAUUUGGAUAAGAUUGGCCGAAUAUUGGAUUUGGGUCAAGAGAAGGUAGUUGCUAUGGGUAUUUUGACAGGAUGCGAUUAUUGCCCAACUGGAGUACCCGGCGUUGGUCGGGAAAUGAUAAAUAAAUUUUUAGAAUGCCAUCGGAACAAGGAUAUACUAGAGAUCAUUAAAUCAUGGAGAAAUACAGCAAAUUCAUUGACAGAAUCGGAAAUCCGGGUGGAUGAUAAAAAUGUGUGCACAGAUUGUGGUCAUAAUGGAAAAACCGCCGUACAUCGCAGAAUGGGUUGUCAAGACUGUGGAACAAAAAAUGGUUGUGAUGAGUCUAGAUGGAAGCAUCAACGAAUAAUUAUUAAGACAGGGAUGGAUAUUAAACGAAAAGCUCUCUUAGUUCCAGAGUUUCCACACGAAUCAAUAAUAGAUGAAUUCAUGGUUCGACCCUGUGAACUUCCAACACUUGAUCUCGAAUGGAAACAGCCGAAUCUUGUUAAAUUUAUACGUUGCAUAGCUGAUCUUUUGCAGUGGAACGAAAUAUACAGUUUACAAAAAAUGCUACCCUUACUAACCAGAUGGCAAAUUCAUAUGCUUUCUGAAAAAUCAACGAGUAGUACAAGUAUUUUACUCAAACCUGACUAUAUAAAGAAAAAGCGUUCACCUAAAGGUGUGGCAAGUUAUGAAAUAGUAUGGAAUCACAUAGAUUGUUGCUUUGCUGGGUUAAUACCAGAAGAACAAAUUCGUUCGUAUUUAGAGGAACCAGGUAACACACUAGAAUCUCUUUGGAGUACAAUCGAACCACAAGAUUCGACUAAAACUGCUUAUCCUGAGCUCGUUCAGUCGUUUGAAUCUACUAAAUCAAAACCUAAGAAAACGAAAGUAUUAAAAGAACAUAACGAGCGAAAGAAAAGAGCGACGAAAUCAAAAACCAUCAAACAGAAAAGUUUGGAAAACUUUUUAACAGUAUUCAGCAAAAACUUGGUUGAUGUUCAAAACUGCGACAAUAAUAGUUCAGCUGACGACGACAAUGAUGGUGCAGACCCGCUAAAUGACCUUUCAUGUCUCUUAACAAGUAUUAAUGAAGAUGUUGAUUCGCGAAAUUGUGCUAUAGCUAAUUCUGUUAACAUGUCUAUCGAUUCUAUUGACCUGGAUACAAUAGCUUUAGAACAAUCAGGAGAAUCCGACUUUAUGAAUUUGUCUGAAAUCGUUGACCGAGUUUGUGAUCCACACUACGGAGAGGACAUUUAUUCUCAUGAAGUAGCCGGCGUAUGCAGAAGGUAUGCAAAAACAGACUGUAAUGGAGAAGAUGUACUUGAUAAUGAUGUUGUCCAACAAAGACUGCUUCUAAAGCAAGAUGUUCUCACGGCUGCGACCAACGGUGCCAUUGACCAAUCAGUUCUAAAUUGCUCCAUUAGAUCUCGGAAACGGAAAAGCUUUUUCUUUGAGCCCCUUGAUAUUCCACCACCAGAAUUACAGGAAUAUUGCAACGAAUUUGACAUGUUUGAAUGCACCCUUAUGUUAAAAGAUCAAAUCAUAGUACAAGCUUCGGAUGAAAUGAAUCAAACUAUUGUGUAUGAUGUAGACUUCUAG